AUGUCUGCAAAAACAACUACAAGACGAAACUUUAAUCCGAAAUGUCGAACGACUGAUAUUUCUUCUGUGAAUUAUUCUGGUACUAGGACUUCAAUUGAAUACGACAAUGACGGAACUUUGGAAAUCAAGGAAGAAAUCAUCGAAGAUCGAGAGACAUCCGCAGAAAGUAUUUUGAAAACUAUUUUGACUGAUAAUAAACCGUAUAGCGAAACAGAGCCAAGAAUUCAGAAAUCAAAAAACGAACCGGAAAAAAGGUACGCAUGCGAAAAGUGUGCGCGAAGAUAUACAAUGAAAUAUAAUCUGACAGCUCAUCAAAAAUACGAUUGCAACGUCUUCCCAAUGUUCAAAUGCAAAUUCUGCAAAAAGCGAUUUAAACGGAAAGGUCCAAUGAAUAAGCACGUGGAAAGCGUACAUCUUAAAACGAACUUGCACAGAUCAAAAAUCAGGCAUAAAUGUGACAAAUGUCCUCGAAGUUACUCUUGGCGAAGAAAUUUAACACGACAUAAACGAUCAGUACACGAAGCAAACGAACCAAAAUUAGUUUGCGACCAUUGCGGCCACAAAACUACUAGGAAAAAUCUCUUGUUAGAACAUAUUAUGUCACUUCAUCUCAAGUAA
Molecule: messenger RNA, 618 nt
Organism: Belonocnema kinseyi
Lineage: Eukaryota; Metazoa; Arthropoda; Insecta; Hymenoptera; Cynipidae
Product: zinc finger protein 676-like
Exons: 2
Coding region: 1-618 (205 amino acids)
Cellular component (GO): nucleus
Source: RefSeq, a predicted model, not a curated record